Molecule: messenger RNA, 1554 nt
Organism: Colletotrichum graminicola M1.001
Lineage: Eukaryota; Fungi; Ascomycota; Sordariomycetes; Glomerellales; Glomerellaceae
Product: histidine acid phosphatase
Exons: 4
Coding region: 1-1554 (517 amino acids)
Cellular component (GO): fungal-type cell wall
Molecular function (GO): acid phosphatase activity
Source: RefSeq, a predicted model, not a curated record
AUGAUAACGAUGGCAGCAUUCAAAUUUGGCAUCAUCUGCCUUGCGGCGACCCUGGUCGAGGGAAACCCUAGGCUCCUCGCUCCAGUUCAGGACAUCAACCUUCCAGCCAGCAAGUCUGCCGCACAUCCGCUUGAGCAUCUGGGUGCCAACGGUCCUUGGUUCGCGGGACCCAACGUCAACGAUAUCUCUUCAGAUAUUCCCGAAAACUGCUAUGUUGACCAGGCGGCUUACGUCCUCCGCCACGGGUCACGAUACCCUGACCCUGGUGCGUACAAUGGAUGGGUCUCGAUGCAACAGCGAUUUCAAGCGGGAAAUUAUACUGCAUCGGGAAGUCUUGGCUUUUUGCCCGAAUGGCAAACAGUGUUGACCAAUCCCUCAUCCCAAAUUUCCAAUUUAAGCCCGACUGGGUACAAGGAACUCCACGACCUUGGCUACACCCUACGAACCAGGUAUCCAGAUCUCUACACUGAAGGCGAAGAUUUCAUGGUUUGGGCCAAUAACUAUUCCCGCGUCCUUCAAACUGCACAACUCUUUGUCCGUGGCUUCCUUGGAAUGAAUGCCACUUUGCUUGGGGAUGUGAUAUCUGUCACGUCUCGUGGCUUCCCCGGAGGCAUCGGCGACAGCUUGGCGCCAUCAGACAUGUGUCCAACAUUCGAGGACAAUGAGGGAGGGAAUGCUGUAACUCAGUGGAACAGCGUCUACAUCCUGCCUAUUCAAGCACGCCUGCAAGCACUCGUCGAGGGAAAUCUCACCCUUACGCCGGAUGACAUUUCCCAGAUUCCCUACCUAUGCGGUUUUGAAAGCCAGAUUACAGGACGGUUAUCACCAUGGUGCGAUAUAUUUACGGACGAUGAGUUUCUUCAGUAUGAAUAUUUUCAAGACCUCCGCUACUACUACGGUGUUGGUCCCGGAAGCCACGUUCCCAAAAAGAUGAUGACUCCCUUCCUUAAUGCUCUUAUGGGUAUUCUGGAUGAGGGUCCUUCUGUAACCGGCAAACGCGAAGAUGGAAGCUCCUUUAACCUACCAAAGCUUAUCAUGUCUUUCCUCAAUGACGGACAGCUCAACCAGUUGAUAACGGCUUCCGGAGUCUUCGACGAACAACAACCCUUAUCCAGCACUGAAAGAAAUGGCAACCGACAGUAUGUCAGCUCUCGUUUUACCACCAUGAGGGGUACGAUUGCUUUUGAGCGGCUCAACUGCCUCAUAGCUGGUAACAGUACGUCUGUCAACGCGACCCGUCAAGCCCAGUUGCCUAGAUCCGUUGGGAGAUUCAGCUCUGCGCAGCUUUCUUCCCCAUUACAAGGCUCUCAUAAUGAGACGUACGUGCGCAUCCGUCUCAAUGACGCUGUAUAUCCGGUGCCGUCUUGCAGGAGUGGACCCGGCUCCUCAUGCCUGUUGAAGGACUACAAGCAAUACGUAGCUACAAAGCUGGAAGCUCAGGGCAACUGGAUCGAGACAUGCAACGUUACCACCCCUGGGGCUCCAACAGAAGUCAAAGGGGCAAGCUUUUUCACUGAUCUCAGUAGUCCGUGGUUGAGUCAUGUUGCUCCUUGA